Messenger RNA from Phragmites australis (common reed), 3989 nucleotides. Its product is annotated as cell division cycle protein 27 homolog B-like. Bases 1243 to 3165 code for a protein of 640 amino acids. Gene Ontology annotation, biological process: cell division. The transcript is spliced from 14 exons. The record is from RefSeq and is a predicted model, not a curated record. NCBI's taxonomy places the organism in Eukaryota, Viridiplantae, Streptophyta, Magnoliopsida, Poales, Poaceae. Gene Ontology annotation, molecular function: protein binding.
UACAAAUAGUUAUUUCCUUAUAGUACAUCUCGUGCAUUACAUAUAAGUUUUCUUAAGUUAAGGGAUUAUUUAUAGGGACGGUUCAAUUUGACCCCUAAAUUUAAACUUAAGGAAACUUAUCGCUAAUGCAUGCAAUAUAUCUAUAGGAAAACAAACCCAACUAACAAGGACACUAACAAAGAGAUAAGAUUUGCUAAGUAUAAUAUAUGCAGUAAUGAAAUAUGCGCAAAGUCUACAAGUGGAACGGGGCACUUGAGGAAGCACAUUGCAUGUUGUAAGAAAAAAUCCAAAGUUUCUACUGAAACAAUGUAAUUUUCGGAGCAUAGGUUGUACUCUUUUUUCUUUCUAGUAGAAAUUUUUUUAAUGAGGCAACCAAUUAAUAAAGCUCAUUUUAUCUAUUUUCCUUUUUUUUGAUUUUUUGAGUUUUUUCCUAUGUUUUUCGUAAAUUUUAUUGAGUUUCUCUGAAUUUUUCCUUUUUUAAUUUUUUCUGAUUUUCACGUCCUAACGUGCUUAGCGGGCCAAAUCAGGCACAUCGGGCCUACUGUGCCACAGGUCGGCACGGCACGGCCCGACCUUAGGUGGGCCGUGCCUUGGGCUGAUUUCUCAGCACGCGGGCUAGCACGGCACAGCUUGCUUGGUUAACAGGCCAUGCCAUUUCCAGGCCCUGGCCGUGCCAUGCCAGGCCGUCCAUUUGGCCAGCCAGAAUGGUUGUUGUAGUGACAUAGAACAAUACCUCACUGCUACAGUACCGUUCUAGUAUUGUCGACACAACAGUUGUGGUGGACAAUGGCUUUCACAAAAUAUCGUUUUGUAAGAAAGAAAAUUCAUUCUAUGAUGUCUUGUGGUUUCCAAAAUUGGAAAACAAAAAGGGGAUGUAUAACAUGUUUGAUCGUUUGUGAACUGAGAACUCCAUAGGUGCUGUGGUGAGCAGAUUCCCUAGUAGCACUAGAAUAAUAUCGAGCGUGAUUGAUAUGUCUUGCCUGACGAGUUUUUUUGUCCCAAUUAUGUUAUAAAGUUCAAAGCCAUAUAUUUAUGCCCCCCCCCCCCCUCAGUUAUUGGAAGUUGUUGAUUUUUAUGAGUAAUGUACUAGAGAAGUAUCGGCAUUGCAAGAUAAAUGCUUGGCACUGCAUUCAACAGCGAGAAAACAUUUUUUAUUCUACUGGGGCAUGAUAUUUACCUGAGGUUCCAAGUGGAGCAACGGGAUACUACCUUCUUGGAGUAAUUUACAGGUGCACUGGCAGAAUGUCAGCCGCAGCUGAACAAUUUACACAAGCUUUAACUCUAGAUCCUCUUUUAUGGGCAGCAUAUGAAGAAUUGUGUAUGAUAGGUGUUGCUGAAGAUGCAGAUGAGAGUUUUAGCGAAGCAACUGCUCUACGUCUCCAGCAGGAGCAGACAUCCAAGUCAAUUCUGGACAAGUCAAACUUUGUCAAUGGGAAUCGAGUUCUAUCUUCCAGUGUGUCUGCAAUCCUCGGGGAUAGUAGCCAUAAGCAAAUCAAACAGCUUCAUGCUAACAACACAGCAGAAGUACCUGUUUAUACUCAUGUAAGAGCACCUGCAUUGCAUGCGCAGAACAGCGUACCCUCUAAUGUAGCACAGUUUGACACCCCAUCACCAACAGCAACACAGAAUUCUGGUCUUAUGCCGCCGCCACUCUUUAGGAACGUCCAUGCUUAUCAUAAUACAAUAAGUAGUGAUACUCCUGCCAAACAAAAGGCUAAUGCAGGGAACCAACCACUCAGAAGAAAAUACCUGGAUGAAGCAAGGCUAAAGAAGGUUUCUGGAAGGCUGUUUAAUCAGAGUAUUGAUUCAGUACCUCGAAGAAGUGCAAGACUUUCUCAAGAUACUACAAUAAAUUUGAAUUCAAAUGUCUCUCGGUUUAGAGGGAAUGGAAUUGAUCACUCGUCAGGUAAAUUGCGAGUAAACUCGUCCACACCAUCCAAAUUGUGUUCAACAGCCGUGCGUUCCGUGCAAGUUAGGGAAGGAAAACCACGGGCUACAGAAAAUUUUAAUGAAGGAAGCAGAUACGAAGUUGUCGAUGAAAUGUGCACAGAGAAUAUAUCAGCAACAUCAUCUGUAAGUAUAGCUGAUGGAAGAUGCUUUGGGCAAGAUAAAGCUGAACGCAUUCUGUCGCGUGAAUCCGAUUUGGCAGUUGGUAUCAGGGAGCUAUUGGGACUUUUGCGAACACUUGGGGAAGGUUUUAGGCUUUCUUGCUUGUUUAAGUGCCAGGAAGCAUUGGAAGUCUACAGAAAACUGCCAGAGCCACAAUUUAAUACUGGAUGGGUUCUAUGCCAGGUUGGUAAGGCAUAUUUUGAAUUGGUUGAUUAUUUAGAAGCUGAUCAUUACUUUGAGUUAGCGCAUCGACUGUCGCCAUGUACGCUGGAGGGAAUGGACAUAUACUCCACUGUUCUCUAUCAUUUGAAUGAGGAGAUGAGACUAAGCUACCUUGCCCAAGAGCUUAUCUCCAUUGAUCGACUAUCUCCUCAAGCAUGGUGUGCGGUGGGGAAUUGUUUUGCCUUGAGGAAAGAUCAUGAGACUGCUUUGAAGAAUUUCCAACGUGCUGUACAGCUGGACUCAAGAUUUGCAUAUGCUCACACUCUAUGUGGCCACGAGUAUUCUGCAUUGGAGGAUUAUGAGAAUAGUAUUAAGUUCUAUCGAUGUGCACUUCAGGUAGAUGAAAGGCACUACAAUGCCUGGUAUGGCCUCGGGGUGGUGUAUCUUCGCCAGGAAAAGAUUGAGUUUGCUGAGCAUCAUUUCAGAAGGGCAUUUCAGAUAAAUCCUCGCUCUUCAGUUCUUAUGUGCUAUCUUGGGAUGGCCUUGCAUGCUUUAAAGAGGAAUGAGGAUGCAUUGAAAAUGAUGGAGAAAGCUAUAUUUGCUGAUAAGAAGAAUCCACUGCCCAAGUAUCAGAAGGCUUUAAUCCUUCUAGGCCUUCAAAAAUAUCCGGAAGUUCUGGAUGAGUUGGAGCGGCUGAAGGAGAUUGCACCUCAUGAGAGUAGUAUGUAUGCGUUGAUGGGGAAGAUCUACAAGCAACUCAAUAUUCUUGACAAAGCUGUUUUUUGCUUUGGCAUUGCCCUGGAUUUGAAACCACCUGCUGCUGACCUUGCUAUAAUUAAGUCUGCAAUGGAGAAAGUACACCUUCCAGAUGAACUGAUGGAGGAUGACCUUUAAGCUCACUCUAUAAAGCACAGUGACAAAGAAACAUUUAGGUCUAUGAUGGCCUGCUUGUGCUUUAAGAGUUCCUGGCCUGCUUGUGCUUUCCGAGUGGAACUCGGAUGUUAAGGAAGAAAGCGCUUCAUGCUGAUCAGAUUUUGCUGCUCCGACGGAUUCUCUCGCGAGGCGUUACUGUACCAUUAACCAUCAGUUUUGUAGCUUUAGUUGUAACCUGUAAUCAGAGAACACAUGCACAGCAACUGCAGUAGUUUAGAACUGUGUACAAGUUGAGUGUUGGCAAUGAGGCAUGUAUCAUUGCACAAUCGUCAGGUUAGCAAAGGAAAUCGUUGUCAAAUAACAGCAAUUACCGGAGGACGAAGAUCCUGCUGAUUCAAGCAGAUCGCGUGUCACGUCAGCUGACUCUUGUGUCAUAUUCAAGGUUGAAAGCAUUUCUGCACGAGUAAAAAAUUUCGAGGCGGCAGACGAAAGGAUGCUUCGGUGAGUCAGCCUCGCCCCACUGUAAGUGAUGUGGAGAUAAAGAUAGGCCUUAUGUGCAAGCAAAGUGUAACUUCCCGUUCUAUUGCUAGUAGCUUUUAUGAUUGCUGGCUUGCUGCUUAUCGGGGCAUCAUUAAGCUAUGAUUAAGAGGAGAAUGUUGCAGAGAUGAGCAUUUUCUGGAAAAGUUUUACUUUUGCAUGGUGCAAUGUGAUACACUUGUUUAUUUACGUGGACUUGGAAAUGAUCUGGUAAGAUCUGUUUUGGUCCCCCCGAACAUGGCGGCUCAUCUGGUGCACAAAACACGAGGUGUCUCUUACCAUUUGAAGCUACAUUGCAGCGAAUUAUU